Messenger RNA from Funneliformis caledonium, 1140 nucleotides. Lineage: Eukaryota; Fungi; Glomeromycota; Glomeromycetes; Glomerales; Glomeraceae. The record is from the annotation of a GenBank genome assembly.
AUGUGGGUUCUACGAGAAGGCCAUCCAAGUUCUAGGAAAAUUGAAGUUAAUUUUACGUCAAAAAGUCCUGACUUGAGUGAUCUUAAGCCAAUUCUUUGCCAAAAGUUUAAGGCUCUUAAGGAUGUGGAACAAGAAGAUAUUGAAUUUUUCGGUGAUAAGGAACGAACUAAUCCUAUUUUGUCGGAUGUUGUACUUACAUCUUUAAAUACAUCAGCUUCAUCACCGAUAUCCACUAUCCUCAUCGAGCAUGGUUCUUGGAACCUGUUACGUAAGAUCACCAAAACCAAGUAUGAGAAGUUAACAAAAAGUGAUUUCUAUUUUAUUGUCCAAAAUAACUCGGAAGAAAGAAUCGAAAAUGAGUAUCAAUUCAACGAUCUAGUAGUGAGAACCAAACCAGCGAUCAAGACGAGCAAAAAAUCAUAUGGUGAAUGGAAUCUCAAGGAGGUCUCCAGUGAGAUUUACAAUAAUGAGUUUGACUCUAUUGAUAGUAUGAAUAAUUUUAAAGUCGAGGAACUUCCAGAGUUGACUUCCCCGUUUAGUGAAGAAGAAUUGAAACGCUUCGUUGACAACAUCCUAGAAAAGUUGUCAGCAUUUCAUAAUGAGGUUAACAAGAACGAGGCCACAGCACGCGAAUAUAUUUCAAUCUUUUUGACCUUGGCAGUUUCGCAUGCGCGAAAACACUACGAUGAGACAACGCGAUUAAAUGUGGAAUUUGAACUUGACGGAAGUCGGGGAUACGGGUUUUUGGAUUAUGCAGUUAUGAUACGGAAAAUCCUUAUCUUAGUGAAUAAAGCUAAAUUUUUUGAAAUCGAAAAAGCCAUCGCUCAAAAUCUCGUACAAAUUUACAGUGCAGUUGAGGUAAGGUUCUUAGCCAAUGAGACUUUAUAUCAAUCCUUUUUUACGAUAAGUAUGGGACUAAUGGAAGUUUAUCUUCAGAAUUUAUUAGGCAAACGAAAACUUGAACAAACAGGUUUCGAAACAUCACCACCUCCGACUAUGUAUGGCAUCGUAACAAUCGGCCGUGGGUGGCGUUUCAUCCGCUGGAAUGGUACGUUGGAAUCACCAAAAGCUGAAAUAACUGAAGAAUAUGUUUGUGAAUUUAGAAAUAAUAAUGUGGAGAGCGCAAAAAAAAGUGGUUGA